Messenger RNA from Hyaloscypha bicolor E, 5131 nucleotides. RefSeq lists its product as uncharacterized. The record is from RefSeq and is a predicted model, not a curated record. The transcript is spliced from 6 exons. Gene Ontology annotation, biological process: protein phosphorylation. NCBI's taxonomy places the organism in Eukaryota, Fungi, Ascomycota, Leotiomycetes, Helotiales, Hyaloscyphaceae. The coding region runs from base 172 to 4803 and encodes 1543 amino acids. Gene Ontology annotation, molecular function: protein binding; ATP binding; protein kinase activity.
GGCAAUUGUCAGCUCCAUCCGGUCCGCCAGAAAACAACAUUUCUGGACUGAUUCUGAUCUAUACCAGUACGUAGCUACCUACGUACCAGGUUAACCAGCCUCCGAGGAAUUUCAGUUCCUCGUUGACGAAGCAAACCUCGCUUGAGAAACCAAACUCAGCCCAGCCUUACAAUGGCAACAUCUGCAGGCAGCCAAAACUCAUUAAGAGACAUCGAGAACUUUCCACUACAGCCAAUGAAGCCGUCUGUCCCAUCCAGAAUUGACCGCAGUUACCCUUCUGUCACAACGGUCGACCAUGGACGUCACUGGUCACAGGGAACGGCUAUAUCUUCCGUGAGGACCGGAAGGCAUCAACGUAGUGCCGAGCAACCACUAUCAGGUUUCAGAGGUCAUGAUGGUCCAUGGACACCCCUGCUCUCAAUACUACGAAUUCUUCAGUUCUGGAAAGUACAAAGCCUGGGGGUCGGUGUAAGCCCCAUGUUCCACACUAGACGGCUUUUGGGUCAGGGCGCAUCCUUUGUGGUUGAAGAGGCAGUCUUACCUCUUCCCUCCACCACUCUUGUUGGCUUUAGACAGCUCAAUGUUCCCGAUCCUACGAAGAACACCGAGUUUACAGACCACACGGGUACCAAGUGGUCUGUACCUACCCAGGUUGCCUACAAAGCAACUGCUGUAGACGAAGCAAGAGUUGGUGGCCAGUUCUCUCGCCAACGAUUGAAAGAUACUCUAGUGGACCUUCAAGUCGUGUGUCAUGCUCCACUCCACAACCACCCGAACAUUGUUCGGCUUCUCGGCAUGGCGUGGCUGAGAGACGAGGAUUUAAGUACCAUAGAAGAUGAGCCACAUGCAGAGAACUACCCCUUAGAAUGGCCGACAAUUGUUACCGAAAGAGCACCCGGCGGGUCUCUACACAACUUCUUGACUUCGAAGACGUACACUUCCUCACAGGUUUCCCUUAAAGUCAAGUGGAGUUUAUGUCUCGACGUUCUCUGUGGUCUCGCCGCGCUUCACUCCUGCGGGAUAGCUCACGGGGAUAUCAAGACGGAAAACACACUAGUUUUCGAGAACAAUACCUCAACUGCUCAGAACUGGACAGCAAAGCUUUCCGAUUUCGGGUCAUCAAUUCUUCAUCUGAACAAAAGUACACCCGAUGGCCGUUCGAACGAAGAGUUCAGAGGAACGCCUUAUUAUCGCCCUCCUGAGCUUAGCUCGGGGCCUCGUCGCCUUCCGAAAGAUCAAGUCAGGAGCGCAGACAUUUGGUGUUGGGGUAUGCUUGUGUGGGAAGUAAUGCUUAACGGUUUUGAAGAGUUUUACUAUUAUCACGAUCAGGAUCACGUUCUUCAUCAAAUCGAUUAUGUCAAAAUGGACGAACUGCGUCAAAACGGGAAUCUGAAUCAAAGAGCAGUAUCAAGUAUCGCCGCGGUGUUACGGCAAUCCUACCAUAACGAGAAUGAUAGCCACCAGUUGGGCUCCUUAAUAUUGGGCAUUUUACAAUCUGUUCUCGAAAAUGAUCCAACUCGAAGGCCAUCUGCGAACGAAAUUUUCAGGAAGUUAGACUCUCAAAGUCUAGGAAGUAGAGCAAUUCCACCCGAAAAUGCUGGCGGUAAAUUAGUGAAGGAACUCGACGAUCUACCAUUCUUUGAUCUCACUAAGCACUACUAUGAUAUGAUGAAAUUCAAAACAAUCCCUCCCAGGGUGUUCGAUAAACUUGAAUCGCUAGCCAAGUUGAAUUCGAUGCCUGAUAACCCUCAAAUACAGUCCGCUGCAGCUUUACAGUUGGCCUUUUGUUACAGCACAGGUUGGGGAACGGAGAAGAAUCCUGCCCUUGCGGUCGAACACUUGAACCUCGCAGCUAAGGGCGGUUCCAAGAACGCAAUGGAGCUUUCCGCCCGUUUCCCCGCGGCUUUCGGAUAUAACACUGCUAGUCGCGAAGAGAUUCUUCCCUGGCUUCAUCAGUGUGCUCGACAGGGAUCUCGGGUUGCUGAAAGGGAUUUUACAAUUAUGUUUCCCCAGGAAGCUAAAGAAUUAAGGGCUGAGAAGAUACGCUUGAGUAGACAGCAUCUAGAGCCAAUUUUGAGGGAAUGGCUCUUGCGAUAUCCAGGACUAAUUGAUUCAUCUCCCUCGAGAUAUCAGAAAGACCUUGGGUCGACCAGCUCCGUUUCUCUUCUGUUAUCUGAGCUUGCACCUCGAGAAUUUUCAAAUUUCAUGAUUCGGCUGCACAACAACGCGGAAGCUUGUGCUUCCUACGUCAAAAUUGUGACAACGCUCAAUGAGGAGGGAGAUACUCCACUACUGGUUGCCGUUAAAGUUGGCGACUUUGAGCUGGCUCGGCUUCUUGUUUCGCAAAUGGAGGAGUUGGGCGUCUCGCAGAGAGAUACUACCGGUGCUACACCACUUCACUGGCUCAGUUUGUUUCCAUUCUCCGAAACUGAGGAUAUUGUGGACAUGCUGUUAAAUGCUGGUCUUGACCCAUAUCAAGCCACAACUGCAAACACUCAGGUUGCUGGCGCGGAUUACUUUCUAUCGGAAAUUGCAGCCGGCUCGACGGCACUAGAUUGGGCUACAGAGAACGACAAUGUUGAGUUGGUUCAAUAUCUCGUGGCAAGGACCAAUGCGCUAAAUGCCUCACCAACUGUGAGGUUCGAUGGGGUUAAUGCAUCCGGAGACGUUCUUGCAUGCGCAGCUCGUUAUUACAGCCACGAAACGAUCAGGGCUCUUUGUCCUACCUUGAACGCAGAAGCUAUCAACAGAUUCGACACCAGAGGAUUCUCAGCUUUCUAUUACUCAGUCCGGCCGAACUUGUUUGAACGAAUCCUUCGUUUUGUGCCAGGUGCUGUUCAUGCACCCUCUCGAACCGCCCGCAAUCUCGAGAUCGAGGCAAUCAAAAUGCUCCUCGAAGUCGGCUCAAAUAUGGAAAUUCACAAGGAGAACUUUUUCAACUGCCUCCACGUGUUGGCCUCGGUCGACGAUGUCGAUAUUUUCAAGGUUGUCCUGGAGGCCGACCUCCGGGAGGGUGACCCGCAGAAACGGCUCAUGAAUUCAUAUUCGAACUUUCGCGGAAAGUACUUUGCUGGGACUAGGCUCGGACGAACUCCGCUAGAUGUGUCGAUCAAGGAAGGGAAUGUUCAUACUGUGAAGCUGCUGCUAGAUGCAGGAGCAGAUCCAGCUAAAUGCCAAUUGGAUAGGUCAUCCAAGGGACCAGUUCGACAUGCCUUGCACAUCUGUGCAUACGCACCUUGGGAAAGUGCCGUUCCUUUGGCAGAACUCAUAGUUGGCAAAGACCCUUCCUCCGUUCAUGCUAUACACGGGUUUGAUAAAUUUACUCCAUUGCAUGAAGCUGCCUGGGCUGGCCAGAGAAAUUUGAUCAGGUUUCUUCUCAGCAAUGGCUCCGACCUCACUCCGAAGUCGACAUUAUACACUCCUUUGGGGGCUGCCAUAGCGUCCAGAUCCAUUACUGGUGUGAGAGUCUUAGCUCAAGCACACCACAAUGCAAAGAAGGGCCUUGUAGCCACUCUAGAUCAAAAAAGCUGGAGGUUUAGCGCCCUGAUAUAUGUCACCUAUUGCUCGGCGAUCAUGUUUCUUCUUAACCCUGGAGUUUCUUCAUUCCUGACUCCUAGACCUGGAGAUGAUCUUAGACCCGGAGACGAACAGUCUAAGCUGGGAGCUAGUCUUCAUCAAUUUGGUUGUCUGGAUUAUCCAUUCUCGCAGACUUCGCGGAUUAUUCUAGAUAUCCUCCUCAGGUACUACGAUAAGGCCGAUUUCCAAUGGUAUCCGUUUGCCACUCUUUGGAAGCAGGAUCUAUACCCGUGGUACUCCAGCGGCUUGCCGCAGGCGGUUCGACUUGCAGAUCUGGAGUUAUUCAAGAUGCUUAUAGAAUCUGGCAAAUUCGACCCUGACUAUGACUUUCUGGUCAACGUUGCCGUUCGACAGUUUAUCAUUAUGGACCUCCAUAUUGCAAACGACGACAAGAGGGUAGAGAUGACCAACUACCUCCGUCAUCUCCAAGUGAAACAAUUCAAUUCGAAAUGGGAUGCUCUAAGGUCCAUCUCUCAUUGGCCUCUGCGCUAUUACUGGCGUAUACAGUUCCAUAUUUGGGCACAGCCCAAACAGCGUCUCGCAAACCGAAUAUGGGAUGGCCUUGUUAGUGAGCGAAUGGACGAGAUGGGGGAUCCAUGGCGGGGAAGGUGGAAUUUGAGCGUACAAGUUACUCCUUAUGAUGAAAUGAUCGCUGUACCCAUCUGGCUGGUGACUUCCUGCAUGACCUGGUUCAUUUUUCUUGUUCCAAUGGUCAUUACAAGUGCCCUUGCGGCUCGUGAUCCAGCUUCUCAAUGGAGUGGGACUGAAACUGGAAAGUUAGUCGGGGUUGUACUUCUGACACUCACGGUUCCAUAUUGGAACAGGAUAAUGCGACUCGGAGUCGUCCAUUACGUCAACCAUCGUGCCGGGUACCCAGAAUCGUACAGCACAGUUCUCCUCCAAAUCGCCUUCGGUGUCAUAUUCCUCGCGCUCGUGGUCUAUGAAAUCUAUCUCAUAGACCACGAAAACGAACAGUUGCAACCAUUGGGACCGAACUACAACAAUCUUACCCCUCUUGCCAGGGAAGCUGUAACUCAGUUCUCCAGAUUUAGAACAGGGCUAAUAAUCUGGUUUAUUUUUACACAGAUGAUACCUAUGUUUUGGUUUAUCCUCAACAGGUUUAGGAAUCUGUGGUUCCUUCGAUGGCCACUGAAGAUUUAUUAUAUGUUUACGCACGAGGAGAAUGUGAGCAUUAGGAGAAAGGAAAAGAUUUUGGUUUAUAGGUAAAGCUGGCUAAAGAGGGUUUACUCUCUUGAAAAACUAGACUAAAUGUUGAAAGAAGGAAAGAAGGGGGAAGCAAGUUUUUCGAUCUCUUAUUAUGCUUUCGGUAUCCUGUAUUAAUAAAGAAAUGGAUUUAUGUGAGGGAGUAAUCGAAUGAGGCAUGGAAAUUGAGCAGGACUGGAUGAAAUGAAAGCUUUUAACUAACAUUUCUCGUGUGAUGUUAAAAAUUUGAUAUCAGCCUCAGCCCACUUAGCGGGAAGCAGGAGCGAGGACAUGGAGCAUGAGGUGGCGGCUGGCUAAAGUAAUAUUUAAUAUGUCCUCUAGUAAAUGUACG